UGAGCAAUAGAUGAGAGACAGAGAGAGUUGGCAUUUAUAGAACAACAUAACUCUCUCUGAAUUCCUCUCUGUCCCGCAGUCCCUCCCAUAUAUUGAUCAAUGCUCAGCAAUUGAUCUCUUUCUCACACAGAGUCACACAGUAGCUUCUCUGCAAACCAUAAAAUUUCUGCAAUUCUAUCCUCGUACAUCAUCAACCCACAGACAGGUCCACACCAGCAUCUGCAACACCAUAAACAUAAACAAAAACAAAAUCAAAAUCAUCUUUCAAAUUUCAGUCACUCCCCACUACUGCUCAUACCUAUAUAUCCCUUUUGUUUCUUUCUUUUAUAAACGCUAGAACCAACUUUUACUGCAUAGUUAUUCUUUCAAGAACAGCUUAUUAACCCUCCCUCCCCCCGCCAACCUCUCUCUCUCUCUCUCUUCAGCUCCACAUACAGAUAGCAUGCCUGAAUGUCCAGAGAAAGGGAGAGAUUUGAUGAGAUAGGGAAGAAGAUCAAGAGAGAAUCCGAUGCCUCCUCUCGAAUGGGAAGAAGACAUAUGUUGAGCCCUCCUGGAAUCCUCAACACCAUCACACCUUGCGCGGCAUGCAAGCUCUUGAGGCGGCGGUGUGCCCAAGAAUGCCCCUUUUCUCCAUAUUUCUCCCCUCAUGAACCCCAAAGAUUUGCUUCUGUUCACAAAGUCUUUGGUGCAAGUAAUGUUUCAAAGAUGUUAAUGGAGGUUCCAGAGAGCCAAAGAGCUGAUGCAGCGAAUAGUCUUGUUUAUGAGGCGAAUGUGAGGCUUAGAGACCCAGUUUAUGGGUGUAUGGGGGCAAUUUCGGCUUUGCAACAACAAGUUCAAUCUUUACAAGCUGAACUUAAUGCAGUAAGGGCUGAGAUACUGAGAUACAAGUACAGGGAAAGUACUAUCAUUCCUUCUUCUCAUAUAGCUCUACUUUCUUCCGGGGCUGCUGUUUCGAUUGCUGCACCACCACCAGCUCCAUCACCAUCACCGCCCUUGCCGCAGCCUCCUCCUUCUCUUCCUCCCACUUCUUCAUCUUCUUCCUUGUACACCCCUCCAUCGAAUGCUACAGACUAUAGUGCCAUCUCAAAUGAAAAUGUCUCCUACUUUGGUUAAAUUUCUAGGCUUAAUAUCUCAUUUAUUUAUAUCCAUAAUUUCUAUAUAUAAUGAAUCAAGAGAAAUAAGGUGAUCAGUACUAGAUUAUUGGAAUUAUUGGGUUGUUGAGUAGUACUGUAAUUACUGUCUUAGUCUAUGACAGAAAUCCCAUAUCUUGUUUAGAUAUUGUUGGUUAGCUUGUAUCUUUCUUUCUUUCACAUUCCUUAUCUUGAAUAUCUCUUAUCAUUUACUCUUGAAAGGCCACUAAAUGCAGAAAUUAUCAUAUAUGCCCAUCAGGGAAAAUCAA
Messenger RNA from Camellia sinensis, 1399 nucleotides. RefSeq names its product LOB domain-containing protein 15. The record is from RefSeq and is a predicted model, not a curated record. NCBI's taxonomy places the organism in Eukaryota, Viridiplantae, Streptophyta, Magnoliopsida, Ericales, Theaceae.